Spodoptera frugiperda (fall armyworm) is the source of this 5095-nucleotide messenger RNA. It is a transcript of the gene AP-2alpha, whose product is annotated as AP-2 complex subunit alpha. The coding region runs from base 229 to 3015 and encodes 928 amino acids. Gene Ontology annotation, cellular component: AP-2 adaptor complex; membrane coat. Gene Ontology annotation, molecular function: clathrin-cargo adaptor activity. The record is from RefSeq and is a predicted model, not a curated record. The transcript has a single exon. NCBI's taxonomy places the organism in Eukaryota, Metazoa, Arthropoda, Insecta, Lepidoptera, Noctuidae. Gene Ontology annotation, biological process: clathrin-dependent endocytosis; intracellular protein transport.
GACGUUUCAAAAACGGAUCUAUGGAAAAGGAAGGCGUUGUAGAACCAUCAGAAGAAACUCAUCUUUUCCGAUUAAUGUAAUGACGGCCGCUAAUUGAUUAGUUGUAAUUCAACGCCGAUUUACAAUUUUGCCAUCUUAUACGUUAGUGGUAGUAUUUUGGAGAUAUUAUUUCGUUUGAAAGUGUAAAGAAAAGGCAUAAAACUGGUGUUCGAUAAGUCACUUGGCAAUAUGCCUGCCGUAAGGGGAGAUGGAAUGCGAGGGCUCGCAGUCUUCAUAUCAGACAUACGAAAUUGUAAAAGCAAAGAAGCGGAAAUAAAGAGGAUCAAUAAAGAGUUGGCGAACAUAAGAAGUAAGUUCAAAGGUGACAAAACUCUUGAUGGAUAUCAAAAAAAGAAAUACGUGUGUAAACUCUUAUUUAUCUUUUUGCUGGGUCAUGAUAUCGACUUCGGUCAUAUGGAAGCAGUCAACUUACUUUCAUCCAACAAGUAUUCUGAAAAACAAAUCGGGUAUUUGUUCAUAUCUGUGUUGGUUAAUACCAACAGUGAUCUAAUUAAGCUUAUCAUCCAGAGCAUUAAAAAUGAUCUGCAAUCACGUAAUCCGAUACAUGUCAACUUGGCUCUGCAAUGCAUUGCCAACAUUGGCAGCAAAGAUAUGGCUGAAGCAUUUGGGACAGAAAUCCCCAAGCUUCUGGUCUCAGGAGAUACUAUGGAUGUGGUGAAGCAAUCUGCUGCUCUAUGCCUGUUGAGACUGUUCAGGAAGUCACCAGAAAUAAUUCCAGGAGGUGAGUGGACUUCUCGAAUCAUACAUGUAUUGAAUGACCCACACAUGGGUGUUGUAACAGCAGCAACAUCUCUUAUUGAUGCUCUUGUAAAAAAGAAUCCGGAGGAGUAUAAGGGUUGCGUAACACUGGCUGUUGCCAGGCUGAGUAGGAUUGUAACUGCUAGUUACACCGAUCUGCAAGAUUACACAUAUUACUUUGUGCCCGCCCCCUGGCUUUCUGUAAAACUGCUACGUUUGCUGCAAAACUACACUCCACCAUCAGAAGAGCCUGGUGUAAGAGGCCGCCUAUCGGAAUGUUUGGAAACUAUUUUCAAUAAGGCUCAAGAACCUCCAAAAUCUAAAAAAGUGCAGCAUUCUAAUGCUAAGAAUGCAGUCCUAUUUGAGGCCAUAAGUCUUAUAAUACAUAAUGACAGUGAACCUAAUUUACUUGUGCGUGCAUGUAACCAACUUGGCCAAUUCCUUAGCAACCGUGAGACAAAUUUAAGAUACCUUGCCCUGGAGUCCAUGUGCCAUCUAGCUACAUCAGAAUUUUCCCAUGAGGCUGUCAAGAAACAUCAAGAAGUUGUUAUUUUAUCCAUGAAGAUGGAAAAAGAUGUAUCAGUCCGACAGCAGGCCGUAGACUUGUUGUAUGCCAUGUGUGAUAAAACUAAUGCUGAGGAAAUUGUUCAGGAAAUGUUAGCUUACUUGGAAACCGCUGACUAUUCUAUAAGGGAAGAAAUGGUUCUGAAAGUAGCUAUUUUGGCUGAAAAAUACGCUACAGAUUUCACAUGGUAUGUGGAUGUGAUUCUUAAUCUUAUAAGAAUUGCUGGAGAUUAUGUAUCAGAGGAAGUUUGGUACAGAGUCAUACAGAUUGUAAUCAACAGAGAAGAAGUCCAAGGCUAUGCUGCUAAAACUGUGUUUGAGGCAUUACAAGCACCUACUUGUCAUGAAAAUAUGGUGAAGGUGGGUGGCUACAUUCUUGGGGAAUUUGGAAAUUUGAUAGCUGGAGAUACACGAUCCUCACCUCAAGUUCAGUUUGAGCUUCUUCAUUCUAAAUACCAUCUGUGUUCAGCUGCCACAAGAGCUCUUUUGUUAUCCACCUACAUCAAACUUGUGAACCUCUUCCCAGAAAUAAAAAAUCGUGUUCAAGAAGUAUUCCGUGCUGACUCCAACUUACGAUCAUCUGAUGUUGAAUUACAACAAAGAGCCUCUGAAUACCUGCAACUAAGCAUUGUAGCAAGUUCUGAUGUUCUAGCUACUGUAUUGGAAGAAAUGCCUGCAUUCCCAGAAAGAGAAUCUUCAAUCUUGGCUGUUCUAAAGAAGAAGAAGCCUGGCCGUAUUCCUGAUGAUGUGAGAGAGUCCAAGAGUCCUCAACCCACAGCAGCACCCACUGCUGUGAUUAACUCUACCAAUAAUACAAAUAGCUCUAGUGCUGAUCUGCUUGGACUGUCCACUCCUCCUGGAACUACAGCACCAGCUGGUAAUGGUUUGCUUGAUGUACUUGGAGAUCUGUAUACUGCUCCAAAAAUAAGUCCAAGUACAGUUCAACAAAACAAUAUCAAGAAAUUUUUGUUCAAAAAUAAUGGUGUUCUCUUCGAAAAUGACCUAAUUCAGAUUGGAGUAAAAAGUGAAUUCAGACAGAAUUUGGGAAGGAUUGGUUUAUUCUAUGGAAACAAAACUCAGUUCCCCAUCCAAACUGUUCGUCCUGAACUACACUGGACUGAUUUGCAUAAAUUGAAUGUGCAAAUGAAGCCCAUGGAACCUGUACUAGAAGCAGGUGCACAGAUCCAACAAAUGCUGACAGCUGAGUGUAUUGAAGAUUUUGUUGAUGCUCCAAGUAUGUCUGUUUCAUUUGUGUACAAUAAUGUACCCCAAAAGAUUACUAUGAAAUUACCACUUACAUUGAACAAGUUCUUUGAACCCACUGAAAUGAAUGGAGAAUCAUUCUUUGCAAGAUGGAAAAAUUUGGGAGGAGAACAGCAAAGGGCACAAAAGAUUUUUAAGGCUCAAGGUUCUAUUGACAUACCUGCAACCCGCACCAAAUUAGCUGGGUUUGGUAUGCAGCUGCUGGAUGGUAUUGAUCCUAACCCUGACAAUUUUGUGUGUGCAGGAAUUGUUCAUACUAGAGUACAGCAGGUAGGUUGUCUCAUGCGAUUGGAACCAAACAAACAAGCUCAAAUGUUUAGACUGACUGUAAGAUCUAGCAAGGAAACAGUCUCACAUGAAAUUUGCAAUCUGUUAGCAGAUCAAUUCUGAAUUUAGUUUAAAGGAACCAUAAAUUAUGAACAACAUUGUUAGACAAUGAAGUUGGUGUUAUAGUCACCUAGAAGUUCACAGUCACUUUACAUGUAGAGUUGAUAUAAAGUAAUGCGUACAAUUUGGAAGGUAAAUGAAGCAAAACACUUGUGAACUUUGCACUGAACUUAUAAUGAAAUGAAAUCUCUUGUGUACAAUUUUGGAUUUAUUUUAUUGCUAAUAUAGAGUUAGGUCUUUUUGUAAACCAAGAUUUAUUUUAGUUAAAAUUUAACCUGCAAUUUAUAAGAUUUGAUAAGAUGUUCAAAAAGACAGAUUACUUACUUUCAAGAUUUGCAAUAAUAUAAUCAAUAAUAAUUGUAUGCUAAGAAUUUACCUGAUUUGCGUCUUGUAAAUCAAUACACUUCCAUCUAUGAAACCUAAUUUGAUAUUAGUAGUAGUAUAAUAAAAAUAAUAUGUAUGGUUUAUCAUCUGUAAACAUUUACCAUGAUCAGUAGUAUGCACCAUGCUUAAAACCAGUUAUUCAUUAUGUUCAUGUGAUAUUGUGUGGUACAUCUGUAUCAGUACUGCUUGAUUUGUAUAUAUAGAGGAUAAAUGAGGUUCUCAUUCAUAAUGACUUCAUGGUUGAUAGUUUGUCUUGGUUGGGCGAUGAAUAGGUAGCUAUUUAGUGUCACAGAUUAUACUGUUGUCUCGCAUAUUUCUAGAUAUAUUCAAAAGUAUUUAUGAUAUAUUGUAGAAAAUUAUACCUAAAUUCAUACCAAAGUAACUAUUCGGCUGUUGUUAAUCAUGUAUCUAAAUUUCGGUUGGUUCAUUUUAUAUUAUACUCAACAGUAGCUUCGCUAACAUUAUUAACACACUUGUUGAGAUUAAUAUAAAUAAAAAAACAAAAUAUACUGUACUGAUGAGUAUAAUAUUUCUAUGUGAAAUUAUGUAACUCAUAUCAAACUAUUAUGUCGUUAUUUUACCUGUAUAUUCAUCGCUGUUGAAAAACAGGCCCCCUUUAUUUAUUAUUAUGAUGUUCCUGUUAACUUGUAGUAAAAUAUAUAAAUGGCAAUAAUUAAUACCAUACCCAGUGGAAGCUGAUAUACAGUAUUAACUUUGGUUAAAAAAUCUCUUGUAUUCCUCUAUAUCGAAGUAAUAUUUGAGUCUAGUAUUUUUAUAUUCACAAAAAGUAUAAAUAAAUCUACCUGAUGUCAGUAUGUUACUACAUGUCUACAUUUUUGUACAAUAGAAUACCUUGGAUGGUAAGACAAUUAUUUAUUUAUCCACUAGCUGAUAUUUUAACAUCUUUAGAAUUGUGAAAAUUUGCAAUGAAUGUCGUCACGUUGACCGGUGCUUCUUGGACAUUUUAAUGAAAAUAUUAAAAUGUACUUCACAAACAUUCCUAUAACAUAGGUAUACGUUAUAUUAUUUUUUAAUUGCGAGUAUUUUUACGAGUCGUUAUGUUUCCAUGACUUCAUAUAUUUUUUAUUUUCCCAGUCAUUUUAUCUCGUCAUUUUACCAACUAUCAACAUCGUCAUGUGAAAACAAAUGUUACAAUAUGCAACAUUUUAGUAUAUCAGCUUCAUACUCAUGACAUCUUACAUGUAUUUGUUUGUUAGAGAUUUAAUUAAAUGUGUUGGUGUGUUUCUUGAGUAUACAUGUUUUCAAGUCGAUAGUAGGAAUCUCACAAACCUAGAAGAUUUUAUUUUCAUAUUAUGUACCACAAAUAGAGAUUAGAGAUAGGAACUUUAGUAUUAUGGACAUAAAAUGUUGUUAUAAAUUUAUUAGUAGUGAGCAUGCUAAGAUUUCUUUGCAUGGUAGGUUUGUUAAGAGAACAUUAAUAAUAAAUUAAUAUAUCAUUAUAAACGUUUUUAUUAAUCUUGUUAAGAAUGUGGUACUCAUAACAUGUAUGUAUAUUAUGAAAUUUAAAAGAAUGUAUAAGCUUAUUUGAUACAUGUACACUUCGUAUAUAUGUGUGUUUAUCAAAUGUAAUAUAUCACAAAGUGGGUGUGAUUCUGUAACAGAUGUUAUUAUAGAUGUUUGUUCUUGCGCUUCGAACCCAUUAUUGUAACUCUUAAAUAAAAUAUUUAUCCAAUACGUA